CUAAAUUAGGGUAUCUGAGCUGAAAUUUUCUGAAGGUAGUACACAAAGGGCAAGAAAGAGGAGAAAUCAGAAAACUAAUCAAAAAAUUCAAGGCUUGCCCUUGCCAUUACUCCUAAUUGGCCAAUUCGAGCUGCAACCGGAAGCCGGAAAGCCUCAUCGUUGAUCAUCAGCAAUGGCGCUUCUCGCGCCCAGCAUAACGAGCGAGGUAGGCUUGCGUUUGCUUCUUUCCCCAAUUGGUUCCAACGUUGUAACUCGAGCAGCAUGUUGCUCUGUUGGGAUUGUUCUGCCGGUUUACUCUACAUACCAAGCUCUUGAAGCGGAUGAUGAAACCCAGCAAAGGAAGUGGCUGAUUUACUGGGCAGCAUAUGGAUCGUUCAGCCUUGCGGAAGUGUUUGCGGACAAGUUGCUUUCCUGGGUCCCCAUGUAUUAUCAUAUGAAGUUUGCAUUUCUUGUGUGGCUUCAACUUCCAUCAGCCGAUGGAGCAGCACAACUGUACCGAAAGCACUUGCGUCCAUUCCUCUUGAAGCACCAAGCUAGAGUAGAUCUGCUUAUGAACUCUGCCUAUAAGGAAGCGGCAAGACUAAUUAGCUCACACCAGGCAGAAAUUGACUAUGCCACGUCUGUAUACUUGAAGAUCAAGGGAACAGAUGAAGGAGCAACAAUUGCUCGGUCCCAUGAGACAGCACGUCAACCCAGGAAUGAUGGUGAUGAUGAGUCGAGUCGAAACACAUAAAAACCUCCAUAUUUAUAUCCGAAUUGUGCAAGUAUAGUUGAGAACGGCAUUGUGCAUAGAUCAAGCCUCCCAGUCCCUCUUUGUUAUUGAGCUUGUACAGGACUCGAUUGCAGUAGAAUCGAACUAGUAAUAGUCAGUGUUCUUAUUUAGAGAAAUGUUUGCCACCGUAAGCUGGAGCCAGGCUUUGUUAAUUCGAUGCAGUGCCUCAUGGGUUGUCCACUUGGAUUGAUUGUUCCCUAUUUGGAGAUAAGUUGAAAGUUGUCA
Molecule: messenger RNA, 997 nt
Organism: Linum tenue
Lineage: Eukaryota; Viridiplantae; Streptophyta; Magnoliopsida; Malpighiales; Linaceae
Source: the annotation of a GenBank genome assembly